Messenger RNA from Ruditapes philippinarum (Manila clam), 663 nucleotides. RefSeq names its product keratin-associated protein 5-1-like. The record is from RefSeq and is a predicted model, not a curated record. The coding region runs from base 1 to 663 and encodes 220 amino acids. Lineage: Eukaryota; Metazoa; Mollusca; Bivalvia; Venerida; Veneridae. The transcript has a single exon.
AUGACGUCAGUUGCACCAAUUACAACACAACCUGGAGCGUUCCCAGAAGGAAUAAGUUUAGAACAUUUAGUUAGCGAGCAACCUGUAUCAGGAGAGGCCUUGACAGAUAAUGACGUCAUAACACAACAACCUAGAAGACGUUCUUGUGAUAAAAAUAGUGCUAACUCGGGAUGUGGUGAUUGCUAUGGACCCCAUAAUGACAAUUGUUGUUGCUGUUGCUGUUGUUGUUGUGUAUGUGAAUGUCAUUGCGAUCAACAUCAUUGCUGUUGCUGUAAAUGUGAUGAUGGUGGUUGUUACUCAAACUUUGUAGAGAAGUCAUGCUUUGAUAGUUAUAUUGGGUGUUUAGCGGGAUGUUGUGAUUGUAUACAGUGUAAAUGGCACUGCUGCGAUGGAUGUUGCGAUAACUGCCAGAGUAGCUGCCCUUGCGGACAUAACUGUAACGACAAUGUAUGCCACUGUCAUAACCCGUGCUGUAUAUGUCUAGAUAAGUUGUGUAGUAAAGGAUGUUUCGGAUUGUGUGAAAACGAUUGCGAUUCGUGCUGUUGCGAUGGGUGUAAUUGUUGCGAUGGUUGCGAUGGUUGUGAUGGUUGCGAUGGAUGUGAUGGUUGCGAUGGAUGUAGUGGUUGCGAUGGAUGUAGUGGUUGCGACUUUGGUGGUUUUUAA